This is a messenger RNA of Pocillopora damicornis (cauliflower coral), 3558 nucleotides long. Its product is annotated as RNA-binding protein 45. NCBI's taxonomy places the organism in Eukaryota, Metazoa, Cnidaria, Anthozoa, Scleractinia, Pocilloporidae. The record is from RefSeq and is a predicted model, not a curated record. Gene Ontology annotation, molecular function: RNA binding.
AAGCUUUCAAGAUGGCUGUGAGUAACCAACAAAGUAUGGAUACGGGCUCAAUUUCUAGCCGUGUAGACGUGGACAGCCCGCCUUUUUCGCGUAUUUUCAUAGUCUGCAGUAAGAAGCACUCGUCGGAAGACAUGAGAGCCGCAUUCGAACAAUUUGGCACCAUUGAAGAUAUCUGGGUUGUGAAGGACAAACAGACGAAAGAAAAUCGUGGCGUGUGUUACAUAAAGUUCGCCAAAGCGUCUUCGGCAGCUCGAGCUUGCGAAGAAAUGGAUGGAAAAAUUAUUGCAGAUGAUCCUAAACCAAUUAAGGCGAUGAUUGCUCAGUCUAAAGGUUCAGGCUCUAAAACAGAUUUUCAUGAUGAAACAGCACUGACCCGUUUAUUCAUCAUCUGUCCAAAAGAGUACACAGAGGAUAACUUACGUCAAAAAUUCCAGGACUUUGGGGAGAUAGAGUAUGUCCAAAUUGUACGUGACCAUAAAACUGGUGAAAACAAAGGUUUUGGAUAUGUUAAGUUCAGGAAGUCAUCUGCAGCAGCUGUUGCACUUGAGAACUGUGACAAGACUCUUAAAGCUGUUUGGGCUGAGCCCAAAUCAGCUAAAAUUGCCAGAAAUGCAGCAGCUGCAGCAGCAGCCAUGCAAUCUACAUUAAUCCCACACAAUCCAUUUCUAGAGGUAAAUAAUUACCCUCAGGCUGCAGCAGCACCAGUCAGCAGCCAUACAGUCAGCAUGAAUGUGAAUAAUGCUGCAUCGCUUCAGGGAGUUGCAGAUUACUAUGGAACUCAAAACCCUGUAGCAGCAGUUGCAGAGUCUAUUACAACGUCACAUACCCCCACCAGGCUGUUUGUUAAAGUGUCCCCUAUGAUAGGGGCAGAGCAAUUAUCGCGCUUGUUUGACAUCAUUCCUGGUAUGCAGAUGUGUGAUUUGAAGCGGAAUUAUGGCACUGGAGAAUCCAAGGGCUUUGCUUAUGUCACAUACAACUCUGUAGGAUCUGCAAUCUAUGCUAAGGAAAAACUCAAUGGGUUUGAAUACCCAUUGGGCUCAAAGCUUGUGGUAAAAUAUGCGGAAGAUCCUCCUGGAAUGCGUAGUAAUGGUACAGGGCAGGGUAGUGACACAGCUUUUCAGAUUCAGUCACACGGCUCUAAAUCAUCUCUCACUGGUGGCUCAUAUGCAGUGGACUACUCUACUGCUGUCUACACUUCAGCAGCUCUUCCAGCACCAUCUCCUUUGGCAGAUCCAACCUCUGAGGUUGUUUCAAGACUGUUUAUUGUUUGUCAACCAGCCCCACCACCAGAAAGUGCCCUUAAGGAUGUCUUCAGCAGGUUUGGGAACCUGAUUGAUGUGUGGAUGAUGAAAGAUCGUAACUUUGGUUAUGCCAAGUUUGCAAGCAAGGAGUCUGCAGAUGCAGCCAUUGAAGGAAUGCAUGGCCAUGAAGUUCUUGGUAUGAAGUUGAAGGUGAUGCAUGCUGAUCCACCCAAGUCAGAAGCGUCCAGAAAACGACCUCGCACAUGAUGUUAGAACAGCAGAAUUACACAACUAGCAUUUUCAUCCUCACAGACUAAGGUAUCAAAGGUAAUGUAGAACCUGUUUCUUCAUGUUUAUUUCCUAUGCAAGACACCCCUUGUGGUUUAUGUCAUGUGGCAAUCAACUUGUAGAACUGAGUUAAAACAACAUUGAGCACAGAUAGCAAGCUUUUCCUCAUUUUCAAGCACACAUGCUCCACUGCCACUGGAAUUGCUUUGUUUGACAAUGGGAAAGACACUGGACUUGAUGGACUGGUUUUACAGACAUGAAGAACUGGAUUACAGGGAACUUGACUAUAUAUCACAUGUUAUUUGGAACUUAUGGACUGAACUUCACGGGAGACAUGGGACAUACAGACUGCAUCAAGAAAGAUAUGGUUCUUGGGGACUGUAUUUCACAGAACAAUGACGGCAAGACUCUACAUCAACCAAAGUUGUGGAACUGUUUGUGUAAUGUUAUACUGGUAGGAAGGUAGUUUGGAAUUAAAGUUGCAUAUGAAGUGUAAAGCAAAUCCAAAGAUCAGUUAAGGUAGCAUAGUUACAAAUCUAAGAGAACUAAAAAACUUUGAAGUCUCUGUUUAAGACUUUAACGCUUUACACCUUAACAUCAGUAUUCACAUUCUCCAUACUGUUCUUUUUACAUUUCCUGUGGUACUGAGAAUGAGACUUUGUUUAACGAUCAGUAGAUUCUUUAGUCAGAGAUCAUUCUUAGUUCUUGCGAUCUUAAAGUUUAGAUGUUAGUCAUUCUCAGUGGUUAGAGGGUUAAGACAGAUCUGUCUUCAGUCAUAAACUAGGAACUUUGUGGCCUGGUAAUGGUUCAGAUUUGUUCAUGAGCAGUAACAGUUUCCACUGUUUCAGUGGGUUUUGAGUUGCAUUCAUGUGCAUGUGUAGGGUUUUUUCCCUAACUGACCCUACAGAAAGUCUGUCCACAGAAUCUUUUCAGUGAGACUCUUUUCAUUUCUUUUAAGGAAUAUGUUUUUUAUCAGCAUUUACCUGUAUAAGGGUCACUAAUACGUCCUUGCAAUAAACAUUACUUCUUAAGUUUCUUAAGUUGUAUACCUCUAGGAUGCUUAGUAAGGCAAAUGGUCUUGUUAAAGUUACACAAAGAAAAUUUCUUUGCAUUCAAGAUUUGUGUUAUCAAGUACUUAAUUGGUUUUUCCUUAGUCAUUUCAUUUUUUAUGAUUCAUUUUAUCUCGUCUUCAAAAUCAUUAAGAGUUCUGAGAAUAAAUUAACCCUUUAACUCCCAGAUCAAAUUUGUAAUUCUCCUUAUUGUCAACCAUAAAAUUCAUAUAAUGUUAGUUCAGAGAAUUUAAUAGUGGAUCAUUUAAUUAUCCCCAAGUUGAUAUUUUUCUUUGUUCUCAUCUCUUAUCUGGUUGAUAUAGUAUUGAUAUUGUAAGGAGAAAUUCUGUCUUGAUCACUCAUGGGAGUAAAAGGGUUAACAAAGAUAUUGUGUGUUUUAGGUACUAAUCUAACAAUUUCAAUUUAUCUCAAGUCACAAAACAAAUGAAAUAUGGUGUUUCCACUCAUAGGUUUAUACAAGAAUGCUGGAAAUUUUUCAGUGUUUUACAGUUUAAGUUUUUGAUGAAAUUCUUUAGUUAGUUCCUAAAAGGGAUUUGGUAUCCAAAAUUUAGAUAAAUUAUUUUCACUGUUUUGAAGUUUGUUGAGCAAGAAGAGAGGAAGCAACUUGGUACAUUGGCCUUGUGGGUAUGGCUUGCUUCGUUUCUUCAUGUUUGACGUUGACCAAGGCAAAAUUACAGGCCGUUUGUAGGUUAUAAACAUAUUAAUCUGGUGAUGAAAAACAUGUUAGCCGCGUCCUACUCUCUCGUUGUAAAAAUUGUGGUUUUCAGAAGGUAACGUUUUCGUAGUUCACAAGAAGGUUAAUGUCUAGGUGCAAAAACUAACGUCAAAAAGGUGUUUUACGUGUUGUACACAGCAGAGUUAUCUUAAAACAUUAUUUGCUAAUACGUGACGUACGUUUACAAAGUUAUCAAUUGUGAAACAUGGCAAAAUAAAUUUUAUUGGUCUGUUUUACUGGUAAA